Pyricularia pennisetigena is the source of this 732-nucleotide messenger RNA. RefSeq lists its product as uncharacterized. The transcript has 2 exons. The coding region runs from base 1 to 732 and encodes 243 amino acids. The record is from RefSeq and is a predicted model, not a curated record. Lineage: Eukaryota; Fungi; Ascomycota; Sordariomycetes; Magnaporthales; Pyriculariaceae.
AUGACCUCCUUCACAGUCUCUACCAUGACGGAACACAUGCCCUGCAUGUCCUUGGGUGACCCACACAGUUGCAUGGACCCGUUUCCGAACAAGGUGAGAGACGUGGCCGUGCCCGUGCUGAGGUUGGGCUGGAACUUCAGCUUGGUAAACGAGCUCGUAGCUACCGACGAGGUCACGCCCGACAUGGAGCAGAUCCUCCUCGAAUACGCGGAUAUCAGGGUAACUAACUCUGGAGUCAGCAUCAUGUGCGAAAUCCUCGAUCCUCUCGAGUGCACUCCGAAGAAUAUGCUGGAUCCCGGAAGGAUGCCCGAUAUGAUCACGCUCGACACAACCGGCUCCAGUGUCCACAUCGUAACCAGAACGUUCUUGCUUUGCCAUCUGCACACCGGUAUGAGCUUCCUGAGCGUACCUUCGACGACCGGACUGCAGCCCAUGCCCACCUUGAACGAGGACACUAUCGACUCCGUGAAGCAGUGCAACAACAAGACGACUGCCGAGCAGGUGUAUGAGCUCUCAGUCAUGAUGUCGGACAUGUCGUCAGGCGAAACCGCAUACGAAUUUCUCGAGAUGUACAAGGCUGUCCUGGCAGAGAUGCUCACAAUAAAGGCAAUCUCCGAGAAGUGCAAACAUUACGCAAGCAAGUCCAACGAGGUUCGCCAUGACGCAGGUCGUGUCCAUGGUCGUAUACACGAACUCAGAGACGGAGGUCGCCAUGAGGGUGUACGCGGGUAG